AUGAGUGCUAGGACUCCCUUUAUUCCCAACAAUUCACGUCCUGCUUCGCGUGCUGCUCACACUAAAGACGACUCUGCUUCAACCCCUGCUAGAGAUGCAUCUUUUACUCCGGAUCUCAGUAAUCCACUACACGCCGACAUACUUAAAUCGACCUUUCAGGUCCCUUCGUCGAUCAAAGACUCAGAUUUGUCUGACCAUAACUCCUCUGCUGGAAAAAAUGCGUCCAAAUCAACCAACCUGAAUGGUUUGUUUCGAACGUCUUCGGGCUCACAAGGCAGCUUGAACCUAUCUGGGCGAAAAUCGAAUGCAAACCAAACCAAUUCUACUAGUACCGAGUCACCUUCUUUGUUGGCUACAGCUAAAGCGCUUUCUAUCCGACGCGAACAAGCUGGAACACCUUCUGUAUUCGCCCCGAAACCUCUCAAUGCAGUUUCUGCGGCUGAUCUACUCUCUUCGAGCUCUUUCAAGACACCAGCACUUCCUAAUUCUUCCGUUACGAACUCGCACGUCAAGAAUGAGGCGCAUAUAUCCAAUGGCAAUGAAGAAAAUCCUCACCCAGCUUCUCAAUACAAACUCGGAAAUGCGCCUCCUCAACGCGUUUUGUUGCACAAUGACGACUCUACGAGGACUAUUCCGACGUCUAUGGCCGGCCUUAUUCCCAAGCACGGUCGCCGUGACCACGAUCGCAGUACUAAGAAGCGCGGCAGAGUCGAACUUGACGCUGACGACGAUAUGAUGUAUGUUAAUCACAUGGAUCCAGGACCUGCAAAGAGGUACAAGACCAAUGCACCGAUACAGGUUGGGAUAGACCCAAGAUCUUAUAUGGUAGAGGAAGAUGUUGGACGCCUCCCCCAUGUCCAAAGUCGGUUCUCGCCUCAACUUCUCUCUAGCCCUAUCGAACGUUCAGAGUCACCCCAAAUGACGCGCCGAGGACCCCAUGACUACCAGCAGCACACCAGUCCUGCUGACCAUCACGCUCUAGGUUUUGGUCAGCAUCAGCAUCACUAUCUCCCGGGAAUGUCUAGGGAUCUUAGAGGAAAUGGCGACGAAGACGGCGACGGAGACAGCGGGAUUGGUCCUCCCAGUUUGAGCAACGGGAGUCAUGCAAGUAUUGGGAUGGGUGGCGAUGCGCUAGAUAAGCUUUUGGGAUGUCAAGCCGACGCAUAUAUCGAAGAUCACAUGCAAAAAUACGAGCAACUUACAACGAAAUGGAAGGAGUGUUCGAUGGAAGAAUGGGUCAAAGGGGCCGAUGAAAUCAUGGUUAAGUAUUCGAAGAUCUUGGAUUUUGUCAAAAAUCACAUGACGACCAAGCUCAAGCUAUUCACUUCCUUCGACAAACAGCUAGAGGCCCAUGAUUCUGUCCUAGAUAAUCGCGCCAAAGUUUUGGAGGGCGUGAAGAGCAAAUUGGUUGCACAAAGUGGAAGUAUUUUAGCUUAA
Lentinula edodes (shiitake mushroom) is the source of this 1437-nucleotide messenger RNA. RefSeq lists its product as uncharacterized. The coding region runs from base 1 to 1437 and encodes 478 amino acids. The transcript is spliced from 5 exons. The record is from RefSeq and is a predicted model, not a curated record. Lineage: Eukaryota; Fungi; Basidiomycota; Agaricomycetes; Agaricales; Omphalotaceae.